UGCGCGGAGGUGGGCUCGGGAAGGUUGGGGGCUGUCCGCACUCGCAGAGUGUGAUAAUAUUAUUUGUUGGAAUAGGGAUUUACUUAAGAACUACUCGAAAGCGACCAGCAGUAGUGAUGUCAGAAUUAUCAUUUAGCAAAGUAAUUCCACAAAUGCCAUUAGGCCCACUCUUGGUGCCAGUUUUCGGCCAGGAGCUGGGAUUCCAGAGCCUCUGCCCUCAUAAGGUCACUAGCUGCACACAGGUGAACGACGUGAGGUGGGGAUCAGAAGGAGUGGAGAGGGCGGCGCCUGUGGCUCAGUCGUUUUGAAGACGAGGACGGCGGGAACUCUCAGCUCUGGCUAGCAUGAACCAGUGGAGAGAAGGUUAGGGGAAGGAAGCCCCAAGGACCGGCCGAACUGUGACCACAGUGGCGGGCGGAAUGACUUUUUAGAAAACCUAGUGGACCAAAGGGGGCCGUGUCCUUGGGAGCGCACCCGAGACGGGGAGCAAGGACAUUUAGGUCCUUACUACCACUGUCAAGACAGCUUCAUGGGAAGGCUCUUGGGGAGCUGAGGAGAUGGAGCGGGCGAAUACUUUACGUCAAGAGGGAGAAUCCAAAGGAGGUGUCUUAGCUCACUUGGAAAGACUAGAGGCUGAAGUGAACAGAUCCUGUAAAGGUAAACGGUCUGAAGAGCUGCAGAGUGCGCAGGCAGUGGAAAGGCUUCUACGAGAUGAGCUGAGGGCUGAACUGAAGCAACCACAAGCCAGAGUUAAAGCAUCUAUUGCCAAUGUAGAACCUGACCAAAAAGUGGAGAUCAGUGAGGAAGAAGAUUUGGAAAGAAAGCAGGAAAAUAUGAAAGCCAUUUUGCAGGCAUAUCGUUUUACAGGACUCAGUGGUAAACUGACCAGCCAAGGACUCUGCAUCUGUAUCAGUACUGCUUUUGAGGGGAACCUAUUGGAUUCCUAUUUUGUGGACCUUGUCAUACAGAAGCCUCUCCAGAUACAUCACCAUUCGGUUCCAGUCUUCAUUCCACUAGAAGAAAUAGCUGCAAAAUACUUACAGACUGACAUUCAGCGCUUCCUGUUCAGUCUCUGGGAGUAUUUAAAUGCUUACUCUGGGUGGAAGUACCAAGUAGAUCAACUUCAGAGUGACUUUGCAGUUUCUCUGAAUGGGCCGCUGCAGAGAAACUCCCUGUGCAACUUGCUGUCAUUUACUUACAAAGUGGAUCCAAGGGAUCAGUCUUUCCAAUUUUAUGCAAGAUUGCUGUAUAAGGACCUCACAAUGAGUCUUCCCACUGAUGUCACUGUUACAUAUCAAGGAAUGGAAGCAUUAUCCACUUCCCGGGAAGAACAGCGUGCAUCCCAUGAAAUUCUGUUCUGUACAAAACCCCUACAUCAAGUGUUUGCUUCAUUUGCACAAAAAGGAGAAAAGCUGGAUGUGAGCCUGGUCUCCUAGAAUAUUUUUUUCACUGGAACAUGUCAGAAGUGAGUGAACUGGUAUAAUAGAUAGUCCCAGGCAAGGUCCUGGGAACUGAAGACUUUGACUGCCUCAGACUUCUUGCCUGGGGAUCACCCUUGUAAUGAGAACAGAUACCUACUUCAUCAGGAUAAGGAACAAAUUUGAGUACAGACAUUGGCAUUUUGGGACAAUUCCAAGAUUGCCUGGUCACUUGUUAUAGUGCCUAAAUUAUCUAUUCUUUUGAGGUAUUGAUUUGAUCAUACGUCUUGGUUGAAAAUUAGAAUGGUUUGUGGGUUGAUAGAAGACAUUUUAGGAAGGAGGGAAAUGUAUCAUUCACUCAGUAUUUCUAGCUUUUAUGGAAGCUUUAAGUAAUUCUGCCUCAUUUUCAUGAGACAUUUGAAAAGUUCUUAGAACACUCCAGGUUCAUGAUAAUGAAGUAGAACUUACAGUUAAGAAGGGAAGAAUGUUUAAUCUUUGGUUUGGAGCAAUGUAUUCUAGGCCACUGCUUUAUAAGUAGUAUGGUAUGACAAAGCAAUAUGGAUAAAGUAAUGCAGUGUCUGUGAUACUGUUUCCUAAAACAUUUUAGUAAAUGUUUUACUAAAUACACUGAAUGUAUUAAGUGCCCUAUAACAAGCAUGGUUGGAAAUCCACCCAUUAACUUGGUUGUUGCAAAGGGAAACAGGCCUUCCCCUGUCCAUAUCUUUCAUUCCCCUAGGCGGUUUAGUGAACCGUUUUCUCCCGGUAACCACUGGCCUCUGGUCUGCUGGCACUUCUUGUUCCUUGGCUUAUGGGUCAGUUCACAGAUGUAAAAACUUGUGUGUUUGGCCAACUUCUCCCAUUUCAAUUCCUGUCCCUCCUUUGCCUGGUCACAGGUGUGAUUGCUACCACUGCCCAAGGUCCAGAGCGGCAUUCAGGCUUCCUUUUGAAAUGGUCACUUCCUAGACCUUAUGGUGGGAAAGUAACCUCCAUGUGUGCAAGGGACAGUAAAGCUGGCUUGUGCCACCCUUUAGAUGGUAGCAGCUUAAGAAUAAAAGUGAUGUCUCACUUGAAGCCCUUGCCUUCCAGGCAUGUGGUGACCAGUGGCCGGAGUUAGCAAAGCACUUUGCCCUUCUUAGAUAAGUGAUGUCAACAGAAUUUUCACAGUGAUCACACUCAGGAUGAAUAAGGCUUUUAAUAAAACAAAAAAAAAAAAAUUUUUUUUUUGUAGAGGCAGAGUCUCACUUUAUCACCCUUAGUAGAGUGCUAUGGCGUCUCAGCUCACAGCAACCUCCAACUCCAGGGCUUAGGCAAUUCUCUUGCCUCAACUUCCCGAGUAGCUGGGACUACAGGCACCUGCCACACUACCUGGCUGUUUUUUUUUCUUGUUGUUGUGGUUUGGCCGGGGCCGGGUUUGAACCCGCCACCCUCAGUAUAUGGGGCUGGCACCCUACCCACUGAGUCACAGGUGCCAUCCUACAAUUUCAUUUUUUAUGUGGAAACCUUUGAUGAUGCGUCUGGGAUUUAUUUUGAGGUAAGGAAUAUGGUAAUGAUUUCCAUGUGUCUUAGUCUGGUUGGGUUGCUAUAGUGAAAUGCCACAGAUGGGGUGUCUUAUAAGCAGCACUUGUUUAUUUUCAUAGUUCUAGAGGCUAGGUGCUGUGUGUCAGGGUGCCGACAGGUUUAGUGUUUGGUGAGGGUUGCUUCCCACCCUGUCCUCACACAGGGGAAAGGGGUAGGCAGCUCUGGGGUCCCCUUCAUAAGGGCACAAACACCAUGCUGGAGGCUUUACCCUCAUGACCUCAGUACCUCGUAAUACCAUCACCUCGGGGGUGAAGAUUUCAACAUGCGAAUUUUCAGGAAACAUAAACCACCAGUCCACUGUAGCAUAUGUAUAUCA
Molecule: messenger RNA, 3312 nt
Organism: Nycticebus coucang (slow loris)
Lineage: Eukaryota; Metazoa; Chordata; Mammalia; Primates; Lorisidae
Product: centromere protein O-like
Exons: 2
Coding region: 558-1436 (292 amino acids)
Cellular component (GO): Mis6-Sim4 complex; kinetochore
Source: RefSeq, a predicted model, not a curated record